CAAAGAGUUUAUGCUUUUGGUUUGGAGUUGUAUAUUCACUUUCGAUUUCGGUGGUUUUUGAUUCUAAUAUAUAAAUUCGAUCAGAGAGUGUGAGUGAGAGUAUUCUUUAGAGCUCUGAAAAGAGGACUUCUUAAGAGAAUUUUCCUGCAUUAUGUUGGUCUUUAUUAGUUACUACAUCAUCAAUUACAGCGGGCUCAAAAUGAAUGUGUGUUCGUGUCUCACCAGUGAAUCCCUUGCUCUUCAUAGCCGCCAUUUCCAGGAAUUCGCGCUCGAUGAUUGGACCUUCCAAGACCGCUUUGCGGAGAUCUUGAGGCGUUAUCAAUCGCUGUGGCACGACGGAAAGACAGUGUUUCAUGGGGCUGAUGCAGAGUGGGCUCUAGCCGAAGAACCACCAUCCACCGCAUCACUAGUCGCUUCUAUCCGUUCAGUAAAUUUGA
Molecule: messenger RNA, 437 nt
Organism: Amoebophrya sp. A25
Lineage: Eukaryota; Dinophyceae; Syndiniales; Amoebophryaceae
Source: the annotation of a GenBank genome assembly